AUACCACCAAAUCCAUAGAAAUUGUAUGGAAAUCCAUACAACCGUCCAUAAUACAUGAAAUAGUGCAAUAGACAAACCCGGAAUGUUCACGAAAAUAGAAAAUUUGGAAAUAACAUCAAAAUAAUUGAGAAACCGCAAUGGCGGACAAGGACGAAGAUGAUAAUGCCGAGACAGCAGGCAAGACCCGUUUCCCUGUCCUGCCCUCCCUAAUCUCCCUCCAACAGAUGAGGAAUCGCCUACUAACAGCGCAGAGUGGCAGACGACUCAUGCAGUGGAGCGCCUUGGCUACGGGCGCUGAGCUGCGCAAGAUCGCCAAGGAACUGGCCGUGCAAUACGCGGCGUUCUCCGAGCAAGUGGCCGACGCGUUCAUCGUGCUGGCUAGGUGUCGCUACUUCUUUCCAAACAUGAACAGAAUGGUCAUCGAGAAUUUUCCCAAAAUUGCGUGCGUGACUGUUGGCAGGACCACCAAGAGUAUAGCUGGCUGCAGGAUAGCUUUAUUUGCGAUCGAAGAUAACUGCCCCGACUCGUAUCCCCUUCUCGGCAUCGGGCAGGGCGGCGAACUAGUAGCCGAAGCCAAGAAGACUUGGCACGAACUCCUGCGCAAGAUGAUCUACAUCGAGCAGCUGCGGUCCAACUACAGGAGCUUGGAGGAAUCGCAUGACGCGACUAACAAGAUGCCGAUUGAAGAGUUUGGACAUACAAACAAUUUAAGAGAACUUAUUUGAAUUUCGC
Messenger RNA from Leguminivora glycinivorella, 732 nucleotides. RefSeq names its product V-type proton ATPase subunit D-like. Lineage: Eukaryota; Metazoa; Arthropoda; Insecta; Lepidoptera; Tortricidae. The record is from RefSeq and is a predicted model, not a curated record. The coding region runs from base 138 to 725 and encodes 195 amino acids. Gene Ontology annotation, cellular component: vacuolar membrane; proton-transporting V-type ATPase complex. The transcript is spliced from 6 exons. Gene Ontology annotation, molecular function: proton-transporting ATPase activity, rotational mechanism.